Messenger RNA from Colletotrichum phormii, 906 nucleotides. RefSeq lists its product as uncharacterized. The transcript has a single exon. Lineage: Eukaryota; Fungi; Ascomycota; Sordariomycetes; Glomerellales; Glomerellaceae. Bases 29 to 571 code for a protein of 180 amino acids. The record is from RefSeq and is a predicted model, not a curated record.
GGAGCAGCAGCAGCAGCAGCAGGAGGAGAUGGAGUCAGAAGACGAGUUCCUUGACAAACCCCUUCCCGUUCUCCACAUCGUCCUCACCACCCCAGAGGGCGACACCCUCACGGGCGACGAUAUCCCAGAGGGAAAAAGUGCCCAAAAGUCCCAAGCAUCUCGGGAUCUGCGCAAACACUACGUCGCCACCGCAGAGACGUACCUCUGCCCGGGCAACUGGUUGAAGAUCCGCGACAACAACCGCCGUCAGCAAGCAGAAGACGCCGUACUGGCAUAUGAGAAGCGCGAGGAAGCCUUACACCCCAAGGGCAGCGGCAGCUGGCGGAAGCGCCUCACGCGCGUCAACGCACGCAGCCAACGACGCCGGGCGAGACAGCAGAAGCUCGAGGAAGCGGAGCGGCUCUGGCGGGAGCAGAAGGAGGAGAUGGAGGAGAUGGAGGAGUUUGUGGCCUGUCGGAUGGCCAAGGUUGAGGCGCUCGAGAGGAUUGGCGCGGCGGGGGAUUUCCCUGCUUGGCGGGGGAUUUCCUUGCUUGGAGUAGGAAGAUGGAUCGGCAGCAGGAGAAGGGGGUGAAGAAGCUCAAGAUGCCGAGACAGGAGCUUGAGAAGAUAUUUGAGGGGGGUUGCGGGGAGCAGAAUAAGGGUGAAGAAUGAGCAUAAAGUGCCUCUCCCUCCAGGUCUUCUUGGGUGCCGCGGGUGUAUUCUGCUGGGUAAUAGACGGCGAAGAUGGCCAUGACUUACGGCGUUGACAUUACCCUACUUUGAUGAAUUGACUCCCGUUUACCCCUCGUAAUUCUCAACCUACAUCCGUGCGAUUCUUUCUUCUCCUCAGCUGUGCGCAAUGGAUGAAGAUCUCAUACACUUACUUCUCAGAAGCACCUGAGAUGGAUCAGCGCAGUGAUGACUCGC